Kockovaella imperatae is the source of this 541-nucleotide messenger RNA. RefSeq lists its product as hypothetical. The record is from RefSeq and is a predicted model, not a curated record. Bases 134 to 436 code for a protein of 100 amino acids. Lineage: Eukaryota; Fungi; Basidiomycota; Tremellomycetes; Tremellales; Cuniculitremaceae. The transcript has a single exon.
CAGUGAAUCAAGCAAGGGAAAGAUGGGACGAUAAUCAAGCCGAGCAGUAUGGGCUCAAAUUGACUGUAGACACAGCCGCAUAUCGUAAGUUCUGCUGAUUGGUCAGUCGCUCAGAUAAUUCUCAGUCAUCGCAAUGGUACCUGCGGCUUUGUUGCUUGCCAUUCUGCUCUAUCUCAUACCGCUAGUCCAUGCGAGACGAACAACCAAGGUAGAUUUGCUGCCUGAGAUCCAUGAAGAGCUCAGGACUACGACUGGCGUCGAGGAGAUCACGCCUGUGAUGAGUUUGCCGGUGAACACAGCACAGAAUACCAUGGCAGCCUCCCCAGAAAGCACGACCGAAGCCGUCGACCAAAGGCAAGUCCGCUCAGCGCCUCCCGUGCCGCCCCGAUCCAGUCUAAGACGCAAUUCGAGAUGGUCCUUGUUCCAUGCCGUCUGAUCAGGUAGCGGAUGAAAGGCGACGAAAUGUAGAAUACAAUGUGCAAUGCAUGGCGGAGCAGAGGCGAUCAAUUUCUAGUACUCUGCAUGACGCAGAUCAGACUUU